Molecule: messenger RNA, 1206 nt
Organism: Exophiala dermatitidis NIH/UT8656
Lineage: Eukaryota; Fungi; Ascomycota; Eurotiomycetes; Chaetothyriales; Herpotrichiellaceae
Product: non-specific serine/threonine protein kinase
Exons: 2
Coding region: 1-1206 (401 amino acids)
Biological process (GO): protein phosphorylation; regulation of mRNA processing; spliceosomal complex assembly
Molecular function (GO): protein kinase activity; ATP binding
Source: RefSeq, a predicted model, not a curated record
AUGUCGAACGCUGGCCCAGCCUACUAUUGCGAUAUUGAGUCUGAGUCUCUUGAAAGGUAUCGUCCUGGUGGUUAUCACCCCGUCAACAUCGACGACACCUUCCAUUCGGGACGGUAUCGUGUCCUUCAGAAGCUGGGAUGGGGGGGCUACUCCACCGUGUGGCUGGUCUACGACUCGAUGCUAUGUCGACUCGCGACACUGAAAGUUGUGGUCUCGGAGAUCAGUGAGACAUCCAAUGAAGUUCGAAUACUCCAACGACUUGCUUCGGUUCCGGCAAAACAUGAUGGCCAACGCCAUUUGCGCAAGCUCACAGACCACUUUUUCCACGUCGGCCCUAACGGCAGACAUCAGUGUCUCGUUUUCAAUGUCGACGGUGUCAGCGUUCCGACUCUUGUUGCUCGAUGCGGUGGCGGUACCAGGCUGCCGGGGCGUCUAGCCUGGCAGCUUUCGAAACAAAUCACACUUGCAUUGGACUGUCUUCACUCGAAUGGUAUUGCCUACGGUGAUCUUUACACCGGCAACAUCUUGGUUUCGCAAAGGGAGGCACAGUUCUCAGACCCAGGCUUAUUAAGACACCUUGGACCACCAGUCCUGGCAAAUAUCCAUGCACGACCUGGUUGCCAGAUUACCAAAAGUUUCCCACGGCAUAUUGUGGAGCCAGCUACGCUUCCUAUUCCAGAUUUGACGGGACAGGUACACGCGACACUCAUCGAUUUUGAGCAAGCAUUCCUCCGGACCGACCAGUCUCUCGCAAGGGUUCGUACCCCAUUGAUUUUCAGAGCUCCAGAGACGCUGCUGGAUUCGACGUGGGACCUACGGAUGGAUAUAUGGUCUUUAGCAUGUACGAUUUUCGAGCUUGUUACAGGACAGCCACCUUUCGACAACUUCAUGCCGGCAAAGGCUCCCUUGGUAUUAGAGUGGAUUGCAAUGUUUGGAGACGUCCCGGAAGAAUGGAGGAAGCAGGCCAAGGUAGUUGUGGCUGACUGUAAGGAUGAUAUCGAUGGAGGCUCACUUUCAAGCUGGCUUUGUGAAACUUACUUCGGCAGCGCGACAGAGGCUGAAUUCGCUAAGGAAGAUAUCAAGCGACUGGGCGAUCUGCUGACUAGAAUGAUGUGCUACCUGCCGAGGGAUCGAUUGUCAGCUCAAGACAUCCUGAAGCAUGAGUGGUUCGUGAAGAACCCCUUCGCUGGUAAAAACGAAGAAUGA